Nematostella vectensis (starlet sea anemone) is the source of this 4377-nucleotide messenger RNA. RefSeq lists its product as uncharacterized. Bases 1354 to 4143 code for a protein of 929 amino acids. Lineage: Eukaryota; Metazoa; Cnidaria; Anthozoa; Actiniaria; Edwardsiidae. The record is from RefSeq and is a predicted model, not a curated record. The transcript has a single exon.
UGUAUGUCAGGAUGGCUAUGGUAUUGUGUGACUUUAUCUUGUUUGUCAGGAUAGCUAUGUUAUUGAGUGACUUUUGCUUGUAUGUAAGAAUGACUAUGGUAUUGUGAAACUUUAUUUUGUUUGUCAGGAUGGCUAUGGUAUUGUGUGGCGUAAUCUUGUUUGUCAGGAUGGCUAUGGUAUUGUGUGACUUUAUCUUGUUCGUUAUGAUGGCUAUGGUAUUGUGUGGCUUUUGCUUGUGAUCAGUAGCACAAUCAUGGCACCAUUUUAGCAAAAACAACAAACUGUCGCACAAAAUAGUAUAUAUCUCUCUCAGUUCUUAUGCUUUUCACAUGAAACUUUUUAUAAUUGUAGUCCAAUAACCAAUUUACAAGACCAAGGAAAAAAUAUUAUAUUUCUGAGUAGACAUUUCUUGACAAAAAUCUAGAAAUUUAAUAAACACAGCAAAUUUAGAAUGUAACGCGUUACAUUUCCGGUCUAACACCGCAUCACAAAAUAACAUUUUAGUUAAAUUUUCUUAAAGGCUUUGAAAAAAUCUGCUAAAUUGAACCGACAUAAAUAAGGAUAAUAAUAUAACAAACAUAUACAAGUAAUUUUAAACAAAUUCAUUUAUUGUAUUUGCAGAUAUUAAGAUUUACAAAAUAUCGAUGAUGCGUCUAAACAGCAUGUAACGCUCGUGUUAUUAACAAACCUGCUCCACAAAUAAUGACCGAUUUUAGGUACUAUUAAAACAAAUGUGAUAAACUAAAUUUUAAUUUUAUGAUGGGCAACAAAUAAACUCCUUGUAAGCGAAGUUUUCAGACAAUCCACCAAAUAGUUUUUGCGAAAAAAAGACAACCAAUAAUUCGGAAACACUUUCUGUUACAUUGAAAAUGAGUUUAAUUUUACACCAUCGCAAUCACAAAACACAAAAUUUAGUAAUAGUACUUUUAUCAAACGGUACUCACUACGACAUCCCCGCUUUGGGCUUGUGUUUAGCCGACAUCCCUAAAGAUUUCAGCCGAAUUGCAAUAGUUUUGAGCGAGAAAAUCAAAUUUCAAUGAUUCGGAAACACUUUUGUGCAUUAUUACAGUGCUCACAAAGCGUAACGAGCGUUACAGCUGGAAGAAAACGCGAAGAAAAACUGCUAAAAUGUUUCAAAAUAUUGUCUCUGCUUGCUUCUUUCCUCGUCCUCGAAGACUUCCACGAGAUCACAUGCCUAGAACAAUAGAUUUAUGGGGGUCCCAGCACAAAAUGCAGGGGUUUUGUGCGUCAUAAGUUAAAAAUAAACGCCCGCGGGUAUUGCACAGAGAGUGCGUAGCACGUGUAGUCGGUCAUUCGGCAACACAAUACACAAGCUAACCUUUGAAUAUUCAUAUGGAAAAUCCUGUUUCACGUAAGCAAGCUGCAGCACUCAAGAAAAAAGAAAUAAAAAGGGCAAAAGACAAAGAUUACUACGAGAAAAAUCACAACAAGAAAAUAGCUCAAGUAAUCGAGCGGCGAAAAGCGAGACGAGAGGAGACAAAAGGCAAGUCACGAACAAGAACGGAAAUAAAGAAAGCUGCGUCAAAGAAGAGACGCAAAGAACAACGAGCUACCGCCAGAGAAGAACUUGAAAGAAAAAGACAAAUAGCAAGAGAAAAGACAAGGGAAAGGGUCCGUAGAUACCGCCAGAAAAAUAAGGAAGAACAAGGACAGGAGAAAAAAAUUUUGCAGAACACUGGGGAGAGAUUCAAGAACCGCACGUCCAAAAAACGUGUUACUGACAAGGUCAAAGAUAAACUUCCGCAAACUCCCGAGAAAAAAGCCGAAGUACUAGAAACUUUGAUAAACAGCCCGAGAACAAGAAAAAUACUUUCCAGGCAAGGGGUAGUGAAAACUCCAGAAGAAGAAAAAGAAAGUAACACGUUGAAAGCCCUCGCGUCGGACAUCUCUGAAGGUUUGAAACACGUCAAACGUUCGGGAUCGAACGAAAAACGCGCUGCCUACAAAGCACUUAAAUCACUUGCUUUUGGAGAUAAUAUAAAAAAGUCGAGAGCAAAAAAGUCCCUAGGAAAGUUAGUCGGCCUUAACGAAAAGAGCAUCAGUAAAGCCAUCAAAACAAGGGAGGAGAUUUUAAAGGGAGAAGGAGAAAGCUGGCUUUAUGUAAAAAGAAAAACACGACGAGAUGCGCUCCCAGAAGAAGACGUUGAAAAAAUUUACUGCUUCUGGGCCAGUUCGGCUAGUCGUCCUACAGGAGACAAAAGUGACUUUGUGAAAAACAGAGUUGGCAAAAAACAGUAUUUAACCCACCCCAAGCAUGUUCUCGAAACGAGCCAAACGGAGGCUUUCCAGGAAUUUGCGAAGCUUCACCCUGAAGUAAAAGUAGCGCAACGCAAAUUCGAGAUGUUAAAACCUUACUUUGUAAAACAAGCAAGAGAAAGGGACAGAAAAUCUUGCCUUUGCAGAAAACAUGUCGAAACGAAAAUUCUUUUCGACGCAUGUAUGAAGUUUCGAAAGGGUGUGGUCAAGACGACGGGAAACGAGAGCGAAGAGUCGCCCAUUUUCAAAACGUUGACAGAAGCGGCUGAUGCAACCUUAUGCUCAAAGGAAGAUGGGAUAGAGCACCAUAAAAUCGAGUGCUUGGAGCGAGAUUGCAACAGAUGCUCUGUGGAGAAAAUAAAACUACUUCCAGAGGAGUCUAGCAAUGAAGGAAGUGUUUGUUGGUCUAGGUACGAGUACCUACCCACUGGAAAAUUCCUUGCCAAUGGUCAAGAGAAAAAGAAGAUAGCCUUGGUCCCCAAAGAAACACCACCCUCAGAAAUGUUUACAUAUUUCAAAAAGCUUUUGGAAGCCUAUCCCCUGCAUUCAUUCAUGGCUAAAUGGCAACGUGAGCAACUUGAUAAUCUUUUGGAACACUUGCCACUUGGCCAUGUCGUGUGCAUUCACGACUAUUCUGAGGGGUAUGCGUGUCGCCAGCAAGAUGAGAUCCAAUCAGAGUUCUUUGACGUAACCAAGGCUUCUCUACAUGUUACCAUCUUACAUCGCCAUGCUGUUGAAAGUAAAGACGGGAUCACAAGCACAGAGGCUGAGCCACACUUGAUCAAAGAGCACUUGUUUGUGGUUUCCGAUGAUCCGACGCAAGACCAUGACAGUGUGCACAAAGCCCAAGAGCUUAUUCAUGAUUACCUGGUCAACGAUGUGGGCUAUAGCAUUGAGCUCUUGCAUGAAUUUACAGAUGGGUGCGCAGCACAAUAUAAGUCACGACACUGCAUUGGAGAUUUGUCAUGUUCUCUGGCAGAUUUUGGAUAUCCCAUCCAAAGAAGCUUUUUCGAAACCUCCCAUGCUAAAGGAGAGCAAGAUGCUGCUGGCUCUCAUGUAAAGCAGAAAACCAGCCAAGCCGUCCUACGCAGAAAAGCUAAAAUCAAUUCUGCAAAGGACAUGUAUGCUUAUCUGGUUGCAAACUUUACAGAGCCAGCAGCAACUAGCUAUGCUGCUCGUAGAACGGCUACCCAGCUGACGCGCCGUGUUUUCUUUUAUGUUCCUGCAAAAGGAGAGGGUGCAGUCUCCAGGAACCGUGAUGGGCGAAAGUUCAAGGAAGCAAAGGGCAUAAGAAAAUGGCACUGUGUCAAGACACUUCCCCAGCAAGAGAAGGUCCUAGUACGGCAUCGGACAUGCUACUGUGUGAGCUGCAUUGUGAAAGAUGAAGAUUCAUGUACCAAUAAGGCAUGGCUUGAUGAGUGGAAAGAAGUGACUAUCCCUAGAGAUGGUUCAGUUGCUAUCACUCGUCAAGCCACAGAGCAGCCUGCUCUUGAACAUGAUACAGCAUCACACAUGGCAGAUCUGGCUGCGUGCGGCAGCACUGUUGCCAUUGAGGCUGAAGGUGAUAGAAUGUACGAUUUCUAUCUCCUCAAAGUCACGUCAGCAGGUGUUGAGGAGCUAGAACAUGACUACACUGAUGAUUACCACAACACUGCACUGAGAGGAGAGUCUGUCUUGAAAGGGCAUUUUUAUCUCCGUGAUAAUAUUCAUGACAUGACUUUCACCUUAAACGAAAAACGGAUUGCAGUUGUUUAUGCGGCCACUGUCCGCCAUAUUUGUGGUGACCUCCCCACUAAGAAAAGAGGCAAGAAACUUAUUUACAAGCUUCCAUUGAAGGAAAAUGAAGCCAUCCUUGCCAUUCUUUGAGAAAAGUGACAUUUUAAAGUAUUUAGUGUUACUUAUACUGUAUUCUGUGUGAUAUUGUAGUGGGAGCCACACCCGCAAAGCAUUGUGGGUAAAACACAAAAAAUCACAAAAAUCAUGAAAUAAUGUAAAAUAUGAAAUAAUUUCAACUGUUUGUCAAAACAUACUUCAUAAUUAGCCUGUAGAACCUUUGAAUAGGGAAAUUAAAGCAUUUUGGUUUUUUAACCUAGUGUAACA